This is a messenger RNA of Alnus glutinosa, 2043 nucleotides long. Its product is annotated as protein LIKE EARLY STARVATION, chloroplastic. The record is from RefSeq and is a predicted model, not a curated record. NCBI's taxonomy places the organism in Eukaryota, Viridiplantae, Streptophyta, Magnoliopsida, Fagales, Betulaceae. Gene Ontology annotation, molecular function: starch binding. The transcript has 4 exons. Gene Ontology annotation, cellular component: starch grain; chloroplast stroma. Bases 156 to 1895 code for a protein of 579 amino acids. Gene Ontology annotation, biological process: starch metabolic process; regulation of starch metabolic process.
GCCUUCGAUCACACGGAAAUAUCUCUCUUUACUAAAGCCCACAAGAUCCUCCGAAGCCCAAAAAGUAGAGCUCAAGCUUCCCGAGUCUAAAGUUUAAAAAUCCAUCGCCACUUCCUCCAUUCCCGUUCUCUCACACUUACUCCCUGCCACCCAAAAUGGCGUCCCAUCUCGGCGUCAAUCCACGCCCCACAACACACGCCGCGGACCUCCUCCUCUCACGCAAGCUCAACCACAUACACCAAUUCGUUCGAGUGCUAGUACCAGAGAAAGCGGUACCGGCCGGGCGAGCAAGGAGCAGAGGGCUGUUGAGAGCUAGAGUUUCGGAUGGCGGGGACUCGUCGUCGUACCUCGACAUGUGGAGGAGUGCGCAGGAUAGAGAGAGGAAGGCGAUCGAGUUUCAGCAGAUCGCCGCUAACUCCGCCGGAACCGAAGAUCGGAGCGUCGAAGACGUGAAGAAGAAGAGCGAGGAGUUUGAGAAGAUUCUGGAGGUCCCGAGCGAGGAGCGGGAUCGGGUCCAGCGAAUGCAGGUCGUCGAUCGCGCCGCCGCCGCCAUAGCAGCCGCCCGCGCGAUUCUGGACGAGGACGGGCCGAGGUCGGAGGUCGCGGGUUCCGGCGGGUCCGGGUCUUCGGGCUCUGGAGAUUCGAAGAGUGCUAAUCAAGAAGGUACUCGGAAGCAAAGCAUCUUCGUCCCUCGGUCGGAGAAUUCUGGAAGUGAAACUCCAGGUCCAGAUUUUUGGUCCUGGACACCCCCUGUGGAUAGCAAAAAUUCGGAUGGUGUCAAUAACACGCAGCUAGCUGGAAGGUCUUCGGUGUUUCCUACUCCAACCAAUCCAGUUCUUGAGCAAGAACGGCCCGUGGGUUUUAUCUCACUUCCAUUUGAGAGUAAAUUCUCUGAAAGCAACAACAAGCCUCCUCUUCCACCCCUUCAGUCAUUGAUUGCGGUUGAGAAAGUGGAAACCUCUGAUUCCAGUUUGGAGACACCUUUCUUAAAAGAGGAACAUGAAUUUGGUGUUCAAUUUUCAGCACAUGCGGCACAAGCGGCUCAUGCUCUUCAUAAGGUGGAUGAGCCAUUGCCCCAUGGAGUGAAUCCUGAUGGAUCAAGGUGGUGGAAGGAGACUGGAGUUGAGCGUAGACCUGAUGGUGUGAUUUGCAGGUGGACAAUGAAAAGAGGUGUUAGUGCUGAUCAAGUUGUUGAGUGGCAAGACAAGUUCUGGGAGGCUUCUGACGAGUUUGGCCACAAGGAACUUGGUUCAGAAAAAUCGGGACGUGAUGCAACUGGCAAUGUUUGGCGUGAAUAUUGGACAGAGUCAAUGUGGGAGGAUUGUGGGCUUGCUCAUCUUGAGAAAACUGCAGACAAGUGGGGAAAGAAUGGACAAGGUGAUGAGUGGCAAGAGAAAUGGUGGGAACAUUACAGUGCCUCUGGCCAAGCUGAAAAAUGGGCUCACAAGUGGUGCAGCAUUGAUCCCAACACACCCCUGGAGGCUGGUCAUGCCCAUAUUUGGCAUGAAAGGUGGGGUGAGAAUUACGAUGGACAUGGCGGCAGCACGAAAUACACUGACAAAUGGGCUGAACGGUGUGAGGGUGAUGGUUGGGCAAAGUGGGGUGACAAAUGGGAUGAGAACUUUGAUCCCAACGGUCAUGGUGUGAAGCAGGGAGAGAGUUGGUGGCAAGGUAAGUAUGGCGAGAGGUGGAAUCGAACAUGGGGUGAGGGCCACAACGGCUCAGGAUGGGUACACAAAUAUGGAAAGAGCAGCAGCGGAGAGCACUGGGACACACACGUGCAACAAGAUACAUGGUAUGAACGAUUCCCUCACUUUGGCUUUUAUCACUGCUUUGAAAACUCAGUCCAGCUGCGGGAAGUUCAGAAGCCAUCUGAGAUCAAUGAACAAUUAUAAGUUCAUUGUUCCUUACGUAGAGAAAUAUUGUUCGACAUAAAUGACUCUAGACACUUUUGGUCAUUAGUUGCAUUAACUUCCUUUUCCUUGUGUUUGUGUGUAUUCUCGUUCAAACAUAUCAAUAAUAGAGUUUGAAGAAUUCCUUUUA